Molecule: messenger RNA, 1533 nt
Organism: Coniosporium apollinis CBS 100218
Lineage: Eukaryota; Fungi; Ascomycota; Dothideomycetes
Exons: 3
Coding region: 1-1533 (510 amino acids)
Molecular function (GO): oxidoreductase activity
Source: RefSeq, a predicted model, not a curated record
AUGGAGAAAAAGAGAAUAGCAAUCGUCGGCAGCGGCGUCUCUGGUAUCGGCGCCCUGUACGGCCUACGAGACACUCCACACGAAGUGCACCUCUACGAGGCAGCAGAUCGUCUCGGUGGCCACACAAACACCGUGCCGUUCGAGCACAAUGGCAACAAGACCAUGGUCGACACCGGCUUCAUCGUCAUGAACGCAGCAACGUAUCCGAACUUCAUCCCCUUUCUAAAUGAGGUCGGCGUGGAGACCGUACCAACGGAAAUGACCUUUGGCAUCUCCCGCGAUAACGGUGCCUUCGAAUGGGCCGGCACAUCAGUCAACGCCGUCUUCGCGCAGCGCGCCAAUCUGUUUCGCCUGAGCAUGUGGCGUAUGAUCUUCGACAUCAUCCGCUUCAACCAGUUCGCACUGGAUUUGCUCUCCUCCGAGGAUGAGACGUCACAGUCCGCGACCGACCUUAGCAUCGGCGAAUAUCUUGACCGAGAAGGGUACUCAUCCGCUUUCAGAGACGACUAUCUCAUCCCCAUGACGGCCGCUGUCUGGAGCACGGGGCCCGACAAGUGCGCGCUUGAGUUUCCGGCCGUGACGCUCGUGCGGUUCAUGUGGAAUCACCAUCUUCUAAGCACGAUAGCGACGCGACCGGAGUGGAGAACUAUCAAGGGUGGCGCGAAGAAGUACAUCAAUGCUGUGAUGAGUGACUUUCCCGCUAGUAGGGUGCAUCUGUCCACGCCCAUCCACUCCGUCACCAACGACAGCAGCGGCAGAGUUGUGCUGGACCUACCGAACGGAGAGCAAGAGGUCUUCGACGACGUUAUACUCGCCUGUCAUGGGGACCAAGCAUACGACAUCAUCUCGAACUCCGUAACCGCGACAGAAAAAGAGGUCAUGAGUUCCUUCAAGACGACGCCAAACACCGCGUACCUACACUCCGACCUCUCUCUCAUGCCCCACCGCCCCCUCGCCUGGUCCUCGUGGAACUACCUCACCGCCUCCUCUCCCAGCGCCCCCCUCCCUUCCGCCCCCUCAACCUCCACCCUCCCCUCCUCGUCCACCCCGUCCGGCGCCCUCGCCACUGUAACCCUAACCUACAACAUGAACACCCUGCAACACCUCCCCGUCUCCCGCUUCGGCCAUAUCCUCGUAACGCUGAACCCGCCCCACCCACCCUCCCCGCACCUUACGCAAGGCAAGUACGAGUACACGCAUCCGCUGUACAACGCGGCCGCGGUGCGCGCGCAGGGGAGGUUAGGCGAGAUUCAGGGGAGGAGGGGGGUUUGGUAUGCUGGCGCGUGGACGGGAUAUGGGUUCCAUGAGGAUGGGUUCGCGAGUGGGGUUAAGGUCGCGUGUGAGUUGGGCGGGGCGGUGCCGUGGCGGAGGGCGGAUGCGAAGUUUUCGAGGGGCCGGAGGCCGGUGUUGGGGGCCGGGGAUUAUGCUGUUAGAGCUGUGGUGAUGAUUAUCAUGGCGGUGAUAAGGGCGGUGGGGAUUGUGUUAGGGGUGGUUUGGGGGAGUGGUGAGGGAGAGGGAAAGAAGGAGGUUUAG